GCUUUCGCGUUCGGCAUAGAGAUCGGGAUAGGUGUUCCCUGGAUCGGGGUUCUGGAAACUAACCGGUGCUAACGGCGGAAACUUUGCAGUGCGCAUUAUGUCGGCCGACGCGGAGAAUAUUCGCGUCGUGGUCCGAUGCCGUCCUCUCAGCGAAAAGGAGCUGGCUGCAGGAUGCCAGGAAAUUGUAACGGUCGACACUGUUCAGGGUACCGUCUUGGUCACCAACCCAAGCGGGGCACACGGAGAUGUACCUCCUAAAAUGUUCACGUUUGACACUGUCUUCGAUGUGAAUUCCAAACAAGUCGAAGUCUACAACCAGGCAGCUAGGCCGAUCGUUGAAAAUGUGCUCGAAGGAUAUAAUGGCACAAUUUUCGCUUACGGACAGACUGGUACUGGAAAGACGUUCACCAUGGUGGGAGAUCGCUCAGUUCCGGAGUUAAAGGGGAUCAUUCCAAACUCAUUUGCUCAUAUCUUUGGCCAUAUCGCUAAAGCUGAGGAUGACAAAAAGUUCCUAGUGAGGGCAUCAUACCUUGAGAUUUACAAUGAAGAAGCCAGAGAUCUUUUGGCAAAGGACCAAAAUGCAAGACUCGAAGUUAAGGAAAGGCCAGACAUUGGUGUAUAUGUCAAGGGACUUUCAAGCUGCGUCGUCAAAACAGCAGAUGAACUGGAUCGAAUCAUGACACUCGGAAACAAAAAUAGGGCUGUGGGUGCAACCAACAUGAAUGCACACAGCUCUCGUUCACACGCCAUGUUUACAAUCACCGUAGAGUGCAGUGAGUGCGGUCUGGACGGUAGGCAGCAUGUCCGUGUUGGCAAGCUUCACCUGGUUGACCUGGCGGGUUCAGAGCGUCAGAGCAAAACAGGCUCUUCUGGUCAGAGGCUACGAGAAGCUUCGAAAAUCAAUUUGUCGCUGUCAACUCUCGGUAAUGUUAUCUCUGCUCUGGUUGAUGGCAAAAGCACACAUGUGCCUUAUCGGAACUCAAAGCUGACCCGCCUGUUGCAAGAUUCACUUGGUGGCAACUCAAAAACCUUAAUGUGCACCAACAUUGGCCCUGCCGACUAUAACUACGAUGAAACAAUUAGCGCUCUUCGUUAUGCCAACCGAGCCAAGAACAUCAAGAACAAGGCCAGAAUCAACGAAGAUCCAAAGGAUGCCCUGCUUCGUCAGUUUCAAAAGGAAAUCGAGGACCUCAGAAAACAACUGCAGAAGGGGGCUGACGAAUCAACACCUGAGGAUGAAAGCAGUGAAGAAGCUAGCUGUGGUGAUGAUAGCACCGAUAAAAAGGACAAGCGGAAACGGAAGAAAGCCAUUUCGGAAGAGAAGAUGCGUGAGAUACAAGCGCAAAUCUUGGCUGACCGAAAAACCUUGUCAGAGAAAAAGGACAUGGCCCAGGAAGAGCGUGAUCGUCUCGCUAGUGAACUCGAGAUAAGAGAACAACAGCUGAAUGCAGCAAGAGAAGAGCAGGAAGGUUUGAUGCAAAAGCUUCAUGCACUCGAAAAGAAGAUCAUCGUUGGAGGUGAGAACCUGCUUCAAAAGGCUGAAGAGCAAGAACGGCUCUUGGAAGAGAGUGCACGAGAACUUGAAGAGAGAAAGCGAAAAGAGGCUGCUCUCAGAGAAGCCCUGGAGCAGAAAGAGGCUGAGCGGCUGGACAUGGAGGAGCGGUAUUCCACUCUGCAAGAGGAGGCAGCGGGCAAGACACGUAAGCUCAAGAAGGUCUGGGCUCUGCUCAUGAGUGCGAAGGCAGAGAUGGCCGACCUACGUCAGGAGCACCAGCGCGAGUCUGAAGGGCUUCUCGAAAACGUGCGCCAGCUCAGCCGGGAACUGCGGCUCAAUAUGCUCCUCAUAGAUGCUUUCAUCCCACCCGAGUAUCAGGAGCUUCUAGAGAGGUGUGUCCAGUGGAACGAAGACAUUGGAGAGUGGCAGCUGAAGUGCAUUGCAUACACGGGAAACAACAUGUGCAAGCAGAGUUCUCCUGAUGUUGGCAAUGUUCAUGAGAAAUCUGAUCUAGACAUCUCUCACGUGUACUUGAGCUACUCACCGGAUGGGCUGCAGAUGCCUGGCCGGCACCGGUCGGGUAGAAAGUCGGCUCGACCGAAGACCUCUCGUCCAAAAUCCUCUCGCAGGGAUCACUGUGGAGUUGCCGUGGGAAGCCUCACCCAAGUUUAGCUCCAAUGGGCACGUCAUUUUUUAUUCCUGCUCGACUCUUGCUUGAGAAAGUGCGGUGUCAUUUUGUAGUUAUUUUGUUUUUGGUGCGUGUUCUACCAGCUGCCAUGCCAGACCAAAAAUACCUGUGCACAUUAGUAGGCUCCAAAUAGAGGCUACUGUGCAACACUUAACACAGAAAGAAAAAGGUACUGCCUGUUUCUUUCUUUGUGUGUGUGUCAUGUCACAUUUCACUGCUUUAGCUUUGACCAAUAAUCAUGCCCAAUGCUUAGCAUAAAUGUGGCUUUUUAUAGCCUUGCAUAUAAGUACAGUAGGCCAAAACUUUAGCUAUUCCAUGCAGCGGUCACUUUUUUGUCUGUCAGCGCCGUAUUACAAAACGAAGUUGCAAGAAAUUACUUCGAGGACAUGUGAUUUUUGGGCAUACACUUGUCCUCACCUUUUUUUGAAACUUAAUCUAGUGGUAUGGCAAAGAUAUGCAGAAAAUAUGCCACUCAUGCAGAAUAGCUAUAGUUUUGGCUGACUGUGCAUGCUAUUUAGUGUCAGAGGCAUAGACAGGAAUACCUGUACUGGUGGCCUAAUCUUUUGAUAGUUUGAUAAUGUGACUAAGAAAAGCCUUGCAUUACACAAUUAAUGUGUACGAGUGAAAAAUAAAAUUUAAAAAAUUUUAUUGCAGCAGCCAACUAUAGAUCCACUGCAUUGGUGGGUCUGUGACUGUAGAAUACUCAUGCUGAGCAGUGAAUAAGGUUGCUGGCUUUAAGGCUAGCCACCAUGGUUGCAUUCCAGUGGAAAGGUGUUGCAGAAUUUUCAUUGGGCUGCAUACUUAGCGCACACGUAAAAUAUUCCCAGUUGGUAAAAAUUAUAGUGCACCCCUCUGAUAUGGUUGCGUGUACUUUACAAUAUUAAAUCCAACUAUUUAAUUUUAUAUAAACCCAGCAUAUUUAUACUGGUAACUAAGUUGAGCAUAGGCAUCCACUGUAACAAGAGCUCUGUAUGGGCUGGGUAGUAAACACGUGAUGACAUGUCAAGCCUGGCACUGCUGUUCUUAAUACACCUCUGGUAUUCUGUUUGUGGUAGUACAUGUUACUCGGUGCACUAAAUAUGAAAAGGAGCGCAAGACUUCAGUGUAACGGAGACCUGCACUGAAAUAACAAAAAAGCUUAGUAGGUGGCACGUUACACAGCAAACGACAGUGUAGGAGGCGUUGACUGCUGUUGCACUUGUGGGUGUUCAACGAUAAGUGCUGUCUUUUAUACUGAUGAAUUGUUCGCAAAUGCCUAAAGCCUUUAGUACCAUUGUCUAUGCUUAGAUUUAAAUGCUACACGCAUAUCAUGCAAUGGCAUUGUCUAGUAGUAGCAUUUAAUUGUCUCGCAUUUUUCAUUUUUCUUAAAGUGAAUGCGUUCAUUACUGAUUGAGAACCAUCUUCUCUGCUUGUACUACAAUCAUGCCAGAUUGAAACCAAAUUAAUAAGUGGAAUGGAACAUUCAUGCUUGAUUACUUGAAUUUUGGAGUAGGAAAUUGUGGUUUAACCUAGCAUUAAAGCUAGUAGUGUCCCCUUUUUUUUUUUUUUCAAAAGACAACUUUCUUGCAAUGCAUUUCGCUCAACCAAUGGUGACGUGGUCUUUUCUACAAACAGCUCAUACAGCCACAGUUUGGUUGCCCUCAUCAUUCUCAGCCUAUGUCUAUGUUCACUACAAGACAAAGGUUUCUCCCAGUGAUCUCCAAUUUACUUUGUCUUGUUCGAGCUGAUUCUAUUUUGUGCCUGCAAAGUUCUUCAAUUUCGUCACCCCACCUAACUACACAGAAAGUGUAAAUGCAACUUGCAUGAUUUAAACAUGUGUAAAUGACAAGUUCCAGCAUGGGAAGCUAGAAAUCUGUCUUCAUUUGAACUACGACAGGUGGUGUCAUCACUAGGGUGAGCAUGAAAUGCCAAGAGUUUUACGAAAAGUGUCUAUCACACCACGUUAACACAUACUGGUUCUAUCUGCGGUAGGACAGAACACUGCUGUUUCGUCACCUCAUAAAAAAAGGUUAUCCACCUGAAAGCAGCAUAAAGCUUCAAAGAAAACCAAUAGGGAUUUCUUGGAAUUUUUAAACAAAAAGAACUGAUUAAAAAAAAACAUGGAUGGUCUAGCUCAUUGCUUUAACUUAACUGACAUGAAACUUGUCUUAGUUAGCAAGGUGGAAGCAAUAGUGAAUGACACGAGCACAGCUUUGUUGACAUUAGUCGUUGGCUGCCUGUGUUUCAACAGCGAAGGCAACGUGUGAUGCUUGCCGAAAGAAGCAUCACACAAUAGAACUUGUUUUGGAGGAACGGCCAAGAAAGGAUGCAUACACCCAGCAAUUAUCCUCCACAGGUAUUCCAACUAAUCUAGGUUGUUGCCCAUAAGACUGGAUGGUAUCCAGAUAGCAGGAAGUAGUCUGUCUGGCCUUGUAACUCUGGUCAGAGAGAGAGAGUGUGUGUGUCAGUGUUUACAAAUAUAUGAAUGCUAUAUUGAGUGAAGAAAUGAUGACAAAUUCUAAAUCCCAGGAAGAGUGGUAAAGGUAGCCUCACUUUGAAGGGUAUUCGUCUAGAAAUAGAAAUCCUUAUUAAUCUUUUUGUAGCUUUACGCUACUGGUUAGGUUGAUGGCAACAUUUAUUUUUCGUGAAACUUACCCAUGUUAUGGAUUGACGUGAAACUGGUUUGCGGUAGCCAGUUUUGUCUUCUCAUGUUGGUGUUUUGUUUUUGGCAUGAUAGUAUGCAUAAUUUUCAAGCCUAAAUAGCUAACUUUACGUGAGAAAGGUAUUCCAGAAGCUCUUGUUUUUGGGAGAGAUGGUGCUGCUCUUUCAUCUCAUUUACUCCUCCCAUUUCACGAAAUGUUUUUUUUUUGUACCUCAGUCAUUUGCAUCAAGUUUAUAUGAGAUUUUCAGUGCAUGACAUCUAUGUAAUCUUCGUGCGUUAUCAUUCUUUUUAUCUACAGCACUUCAUAAAACUGAGAAUCCGUCCUGGGAUUCCACUUUGCAUAUCUUCAAGUAUCACAAUAUAGAGUUUGGUAAAUAAUUUAUUCAACAAAACAGGGCUAAGUGCAAUUAACUGGUUGACUAUUGUAUAUAUUGUGAGAAGCAACAAAAAUACUUCUGUGUUAUGAUGUAAAUUGAGCAUCCUUGAUAUUUAUUUAUAUUUAUGUAUUUAUUGAAGUUUUUACAUACUUUGUGUUCAAUGUGCUUAUGCAUUGUGUGUCGGUGUACUAUUCACGAAUUUUUGUUUGUGCUAGGUGUGAUCAGUUUGGGCAGCGCUAAAAGCAGCCGUUUAGAGACUCAUUUCAGAUAUACCACCACUGGUGAAAUAUGCUGUGGUUGCCAUUUUGGGGAGGGUGGCCAUGGCUGUGAGGUGUUCCACAGUGUUCCACUUGAGUUUUGUAAAUUUGAUAAAUCGUGGUACAUUGUGUUGUCAUUGUCACUUUAACACUAUUUGUAUGCUUAACAGUGAUUCCUGACUGUAUUGAUUAAGCAGCGUAGGUAUUGAUUUAAGCUUAUAGAUUGAUAUAUUGCAUACAGCCAACUCUUUUACUUUAAAGUUGUACUUAUAACACUAAGGUUGAGCAUUGGUUUAGUUGGUGCAGCAUAAUUCAAUGUUUCACAGUACAUGGAAUGAGGACGAACCAAGAAUAUAUAAAAAAAAAAAAACACCUGCUUUCCUUCGCCAAAGAAAUAACAAACUGUUCUCCAUGCUCUUAAUGUGGAUGCAUGCAGUUUUCACAAAUGAACGAAAUGUGCAAGUAUUUUCUUCAUUUGCCAGCUCAUCUUCAAUAUCUGGAAAUCGCCCUGCAUGCGGAUCGUGGCAACUUUUGCUUGAAGAGUGCACUCGAAGAUCCACUUCUACAGCUUUCGCCAAUAGCGAAAGCAAGUCUAUGGCAUGCUGAAAUGAUAGUCUGCCCUUCUGUUGCCAUUUUCUUCCUUAUGAAAAAUAAGUUAACGCUUAAGUUAACACUAUUCUUGUGGCGGACACGACGAGCCUUUGUAACUGCUGCGUCGAUUCUUGGACAAGGUGGCUGACGGAUCGCACUGCGCACAAUGACAGCAUGGGACCUAUUGUGCCUAUUGUAAAUGCUUCCAGCGAGGCAGAAAGCCACAACCAAAUGUGCCACUGUUGUUGUCAGCAACAAAUAAAUGGUGACACCACGUAAUAGCCAUGACGAUGGGCAGCUAUGGUGUAGUUUCUAUCGCCCAUGCUACUUUAAGGCCCAUUUUCUUCUGAAAGAAGGUGUGUGUUGUAAUUGCAUAAAUAUGGUAAGAAAAUUAUAUUCGAGUGAAAAUCGAACCAAGGCAUUUCACGUGGCAAGCAGGUGUUCUAGCACGUAGCCACAGCAACACGUGAAACUGCGUCUUAAAAAAAAGUGCUACAAGAAUUUCAUGUAGCAGGAGGAGUCUCCUUAAUGCAUGUAAUACCGCAUGAACCAUAGAUUGCACCAAGUGUCAAAACAUGCGAAUUGUGUAACGAGUGGAUGGCAUCAAGCUGCCCACCCAUUGCAAAGCGCGCAGCUGCGCUGGUGCAUGUGGCACCUUACAGACCCGUAGUGGGUAUCUCACCGAUUCGUGAAAUGUAGAAUUAUGGUAUGAAGUGGGCACUUUGCAACAAUACUUGCGUUAGGCACUCUGGGACAGUUGGAAACAGCUAAUGCGAAGUGCACAAAUGUUCCUUGCGGCAUGGUUAAAGGCGAUGUGUACAGGGCCCCAAUUGCACUAUCGCAUUCUGCUCUUGAAGGCAAAGCUCAAGUGUCCUCAAAGUUUGAUAUUCUUUUGCUAUUUGGGAAAGAAUUUCAUUUUAGUCUAUAUGCUCUCUGAAAAGGUUCCUCGUCCAGUGAAAUAAAUUGCCGAGAUGUUUUGGUGUGUGCCAAUUGCGACAGCGGUACUUUCAACAAAAAUUCCACUUCAUUUUUGUCCUCUUAUAUAUUUUGUUACGCAGGUUUAUGUACAUUUUGUAUUGUUUUUACUGUAAGCUAUUUAUAUUUCGCAAAUAAAUGUGUGCUUAAAACUGUU
This is a messenger RNA of Rhipicephalus microplus (southern cattle tick), 7181 nucleotides long. RefSeq names its product kinesin-like protein 64D (gene Klp64D). Lineage: Eukaryota; Metazoa; Arthropoda; Arachnida; Ixodida; Ixodidae. The record is from RefSeq and is a predicted model, not a curated record. Gene Ontology annotation, biological process: mitotic cell cycle; microtubule-based movement. Gene Ontology annotation, molecular function: microtubule motor activity; ATP binding; microtubule binding. Gene Ontology annotation, cellular component: microtubule.